Messenger RNA from Aspergillus uvarum CBS 121591, 1155 nucleotides. Its product is annotated as glycoside hydrolase. The record is from RefSeq and is a predicted model, not a curated record. NCBI's taxonomy places the organism in Eukaryota, Fungi, Ascomycota, Eurotiomycetes, Eurotiales, Aspergillaceae. The coding region runs from base 1 to 1155 and encodes 384 amino acids. Gene Ontology annotation, biological process: carbohydrate metabolic process. The transcript is spliced from 6 exons. Gene Ontology annotation, molecular function: chitin binding.
AUGGACAUCUCUAAGUUCCAAGGCAGCGACUGCUAUAUGCACGUUCACUGGGCGUUUGCGAAUGUGACUACCGACUGGGCGGUCGACGUCAGCGGCUAUCAGGGUCAGUUUGACGGCCUGCUGAACCUGACGGGCAUCUCGCGCAUUCUCAGCUUCGGUGGUUGGGGGUUCUCCACGACGAGCUACACGUACAGUAUCUUUCGGACUGGGGUCCAGACUGCCAAUCAGCAGACGUUUGCCCAAAAUGUGGUGGACUUUAUCGUGGAUAAUAACCUUGAUGGUGUGGAAUUUGACUGGGAGUAUCCCGGAGCUCAGGAUAUCCCUGGGGUUCCUGCUGACUCCGUCGAAUCGCCUCAAAACUACCUCGAAUUCCUCAAGAUUGAUUACAUCGUAUAUAUGACCUACGACCUCCACGGCCAGUGGGACUAUAACAGGACCUAUGCUGACCCGGGAUGUCCGAACGGCGGGUGUCUGCGCAGUCAGGUCAACAAGACAGAGACUGAGUAUGCACUGUCAAUGAUCACCAAGGCAGGUGUGCCAGCGAAGCAAGUGGUUGCUGGAUUAGCCAUGUACGGACGCAGUUUCAAGAUGGCCGAGGCAAACUGCACGGAGCCUGAAUGUCUCUUCACCGGUCCCGACUCUGGCGCUGACGCGGGAGAAUGCACUCAGACACCCGGAUACCUAGCCAAUUACGAGAUCUACGAGAUCCUGGUGCAAGCAGAAAACCCCGACCUGUACGGCAACAUCAGCAUCACCCAGUAUCACGACGAAGGGGACGUGUUGAUCUACAACGAGACCAACUGGAUGUCGUGGCUCAGCCUCUCCAGCUACGCCGCGCGGCAGAGCUGGACCGACGGGCUCAACUUCGGCGGCACCUCCCACUGGGCGGUGGAUUUGAACGAGACCUAUUCCAACAACGGGACGGGCAAUGAGCUCUCCAGCGGACUGGAAUUGGACUUCACGGUCUGCGAGUACUCGCUGACCUUCGCAUCUCUCCGCCCAGGCCGGCUCGCUGCGCACCGACUGCGUCGGCGUCUAUACUCUGCAGGUGCUGAUCGACAUGCUGGGCACGGCCUACACCAACUACACCAGCGUGAACAACGACUACGACGAGAUGUGCACCUUCCAAAGCAAAGCUCCUUUGACACUGAAUGA